Messenger RNA from Didymosphaeria variabile, 1779 nucleotides. RefSeq lists its product as uncharacterized. Bases 1 to 1779 code for a protein of 592 amino acids. Gene Ontology annotation, molecular function: FAD binding. Lineage: Eukaryota; Fungi; Ascomycota; Dothideomycetes; Pleosporales; Didymosphaeriaceae. The record is from RefSeq and is a predicted model, not a curated record. The transcript has 5 exons.
AUGGUUAACAAAAUCGACGUCCUAAUAUGCGGCUCCGGUUCCGCGGGCAUCUUCGCAGGAACCUGGCUCGCCCGCUACGGAAUUCCCUUCACGAUGCUCGAGCGCCGGGCAGGCCCCAUGGAGAUCGGCCAAGCAGACGGCGUGCAGUGCCGGACGGUCGAGAUCUACGAAUCAUUUGGCCUGUCAGAAGAACUCCUUCGCGAAGCGUACCAUAUCCUAGAGGUAUGUUUCUGGGGUGAUGAUGGGAGUGGCGGGAUUGAAAGGAAGAGCAGGGCGAUGGAUACGGAGAAUGGAUUGAGUCAUAUGCCGCAUGUUAUUUUGAAUCAGGCGAGGAUGAAUGGGUUGAUGCUGGGGAAGAUGGAUGAGCUGAGUGGUGGGGAGAAGAGGAUUGAGUAUGGGUGGGAGAUUAAGAGGGUGGAGGUUGAUGAAGGGCUGGUUGGAGAUCCGCAAAAUUACUGCUGUAAGGUUGUGGCAGAGAAAGACGGGAAAGAGGAGACGUGGUUGGCAAAGUACGUCUUGGGAUGCGACGGAGCCCACAGUAUCGUACGCAAAAGCCUAGGCUACGAGAUGAUCGGCGAUACCACCGAUACAGUCUGGGGUGUCAUGGACAUCUAUCCUCAAACAAACUUUCCCGAUAUCCGUCGAAAGUCCACAAUACACUCAUCGUCAGGUAACAUACUAAUCAUCCCACGGGAAGGAGGCUCGCUCGUCCGCUUCUACAUUCAACUGCCUCCUGGCUCACGAGCAAAAGACGUCAAGCUAGAAGAUCUGCAAAAUACUGCAAAGAAGAUCUUCGCUCCAUAUCACAUGAACUUCGCCGACACGUUCUGGUGGAGCGCCUAUAGCAUUGGCCAACGCAUAGCCGAUAAUUUCCACAAGGACUAUCGCGUCUUCCUGACGGGCGAUGCAUGCCACACACAUUCGCCCAAGGCUGGCCAGGGCAUGAACGUCUCGCUGCAGGAUGGAUACAAUCUUGGCUGGAAGCUAGCUUCAGUACUUCGCGGUAUAUCACCACAGUCCUUGUUGCGCACGUACGUACUCGAGCGUACAAAGACCGCCGCAGACCUAAUCGCCUUCGACCGGGUCUUCUCGAAGAAGUUCUCGUCAAAGGAGGAGCGCCCCGGCGAGUUUGCAGAAUAUUUCGUGAAGAGCGGGAGGUACACUGCGGGAUUCACAGCGCAGUAUGAAGACUCGGAGUUGACAGAUUCGAAGGGUAGCAGGCAGACAUUGGCAAAGAACUGUGCCGUUGGCAUGCGUUUCCCAAGUGCGCAGGUCAUACGGUUCUGUGACUGUAAGGCCAUGCAAUUGCAGCGCGUGUUGCAGAGCAAUGGGCGGUGGCGAGUUGUGGUCUUUGCCGGUAAUAUUAAUAAGUCAGAUUACAGGUUGAGGCUUGAGAAGCUUGCACAAUUUCUUGACCCUCUCGCUCGUAUCCUCACACCUGCCGGUGCAGACAUCGACGAUCUCAUUGAGCCGAUCGUAGUGUUGAGGAGCAAAUUUCUGGAAACACAGCAGGAACAGAUACCCGGAUAUUACUGGCCUGCGACAGGAAAAUGGAGGAUACGAGAUCUCCGCAAGGUAUACGUUGAUGACGAGCAUUACAAUUCAGGGCACGGGCAUGCUUAUGAGAAGUACGGAGUAGAUCCGGAGGUUGGCGCCGUCGUCAUUGUCAGACCGGAUCAAUAUGUGUCGAAAGUCACGGCGUUGGAAGACUUUGAUGGCAUUAGAGCCUUCUUCAAGGGUUGCAUUGUGAAAAGCGAGAGUUCGAACGGUAAGCUGUAG